Messenger RNA from Boeremia exigua, 799 nucleotides. RefSeq names its product necrosis and ethylene-inducing protein. The transcript is spliced from 2 exons. The record is from RefSeq and is a predicted model, not a curated record. The coding region runs from base 74 to 799 and encodes 241 amino acids. NCBI's taxonomy places the organism in Eukaryota, Fungi, Ascomycota, Dothideomycetes, Pleosporales, Didymellaceae.
CCAACACUCGUUCCGUUACCAACCAGGCUUCGAUCUUUUACCGUCUUUACCAUCUUCUUCCCGCCCCACCAAAAUGCGUCUCGCAACAGUCUUUUCCAUGGCUGCCGUAGCCUUUGCAUCUCCCACUCCAUCCGAGCUCAAAUCUCGCGCUUCAGUCCCUCACGACUCUCUUAACCCAAUAGCCACUCGUGUGCAAGCUGGAAACAUUGGUCGUGCCAUUGAGAAAUUUUCUCCGUUGCUGCACAUUGCACAUGGAUGCCAGCCGUACACUGCUGUUGAUGAUGAGGGAAAUACUAGCGGAGGUCUCCAAGAUUCGGGAAAUGUCAGUGCUGGAUGCCGGGAUCAAGCUAAGGGCCAACUUUACGCCCGAGCCGCCGCCCACAAGGAGAAGUUUGCCAUCAUGUACGCCUGGUACUUCCCGAAGGAUCAACCCGCUGCUGGCAAUGUCGUAGGUGGCCAUCGCCACGACUGGGAGAGCGUCGUUGUCUGGAUUGACAACCCUGAUAACGAAAACGCUGUUAUCUUGGGUGGCGCUGCAUCUGGCCACGGCGAAUUCAAUACCACGACUACGCCCAACAAGCAAGACAACAACCUUCUCGUAGAGUACUUCACAACUUUCCCAACCAACCAUGAGCUGCAGUUUACCAGCACCGUCGGUAAGGCCUACGCGAUCAGCGACUGGGAUGCCAUGCCCACCGCGGCACAGAAAGCCCUUUCCAACGGCGACACUUUUGGAUCAGCGAACGUACCUUUCAUGCCCGACAACUUCGUCAACAAUUUGGACAAAGCUUUUGUCUAG